This is a messenger RNA of Linnemannia hyalina, 888 nucleotides long. The record is from the annotation of a GenBank genome assembly. Lineage: Eukaryota; Fungi; Mortierellomycota; Mortierellomycetes; Mortierellales; Mortierellaceae.
AUGUCGUUCAUAGUCAACCACCUAAAACUGGACCACUUUGAGCCCGACAGGAUCGUAACCUCGAACCUGGUUCGCCCCCUCACAUUGGCGAUCCUUCGUGGACUUGUAUGUCUGUACACGCUGAUUGUGAUCGUCUCUAAGUGGGUCACCGCCGAAAAUGCGUCGGAAUACUUGAAGUACUUUACCAACUUGACUUACUUUGGCCUUGUCGCCUACCUUGUCUGCUCAACGAUCUGGUCAAUCAACUACCUCCGCCAACCCCUCAACGCCCGGGCGACAUGGCUCAAAACCGGCUCCCCCUGGUGGGGCUACACCCACUGGCUCCUCUACUCGACCGUCAUCACCUACCACUUCAUUGUCCCCAUCGUCUACUGGGCCAUGCUCAACACCGGCGACCCCCUGAACGCCCUCGGCCACUGGCAAAACUAUUCCGUCCACGCCGUCGAUGGUGUCUUUGCUCUCUUUGAGCUCAUUUUCAACAGACAUUUCUUGCAGCCGAGACAUUCGUUUGUGGUGGCGGGUGUUAUGGUGUUGUAUAUGCUGUUGACGUUUGUCGUUAGGAGGACAUUGGGCGAGUGGGUUUACCCGUUCUUGGAUUGGGAUCAAGGCCCUAUUUGUGCGGCGUAUUAUUUGGGGAUUGCGGCAGGGUUGUUUGUGAUUUAUUUCUUCUUGUUGGUGGUGCACAAGUUGAGAAAUCGUUGGUUGGCAGGACGGUGUGCGGUUGUGAAUGAGGGGUUGGAGUUGGAGGCUGAAGCGAGGGUGGAUCAUGGAGGACGACGUGUUCGGCCCGAGGGGGAUGCUGGUGGUUAUCAAGACAACCAGAGUGAUUUGACCUUAGAGGAGGGUGUUGUCCGCAACUCCAAGAAUGAUGGCACCCACACGUACUAG